AUUUUGUUUAUACAAUAAAAAUCUCAAGACAAAAGAAGACAGGACAUUAUUUAUUGAACAAUAAAUAUGUGCCAAACAUUUGUAUUUCUGUUAUCUUUAAUACUCAGAACUACCAGAUAAGAUAAAUACUAUAUUUUUGAAGGUGAGGAUAGAAGCACGGAGAAGGGUAAAUUGGGCUAAGACCACACAGUAAGAAAGAAUGUAUUUCCAUACUCCAUUUUUACAAGGACAUUUAUAUGUUGAUAUGCAUCCAUAGGGUCUUUGUUUUGUUUUUGUCUUUCAACAAGAAUCACUAAUCCAGAGCCGCUUUUGUUUUUUUGCUGUAAAAAUGACAAUUACGUUUGGAAAUUUGGAGAAGUGACAAAAGAUAAAUCACCCCAUAAUCACACGCUUACAACCAUCCCCCCUACCAUAUUACUUUGAAAUAAUUCCUUCUAGUCUCUUUUUGCACUCUCCUAGUCUAUUUAAUAGGCCAAAUGAAUUGACAGGCCAAAGAACAGGCAGUGCAGUAAACAUAAUACUAGCUAGUUGAAAAGGGUCGCGCGGUGGGGGGCAGGGGGUCGGAAAUCCUACACCCAUGGCAAAAAAAAAAAAAAAUGAAGACAUACAAACCCGUAUUUGAAGAAUGAGGCCAUUCACUGGGGGUGAGGUUAGUGGAGUUGGGCAGAUUGAAAGGCUACAUCUUUAAAAUGACUGCAUCUGUAAUGUGUCCGUUGGAAAACGCAGUAAUAAAAGAUGUGGGGGAGGGUAUGCCUAAAUAUUUUCUAUUUGAAGACCAUUUGUGACUAUGACUAUAAAAUCCAAGUGCAAUUUAAGAAGGUGGUCAACUUUAACUAUUGACUAUUAAUACCUUUCCUGACCACCUGCCGAUUUGAUUCUGGCGACUGUAAUCUACUCACAGGAGAUUAUGCCUGGUAGAAAUAUCUUCGGGAGACCAGACAACUAAGAAGCAGGGGUACGGGCAUACUUUCUUAGCCGAAUAACACCUUUUGACUUUUUACACCAGUUCUCCCCUCUACCUUCCUGUAUUAACAGUUUUACCUCUACAGGGACUCGGGGUGGGAGGCCUAUCAGAACCCAGAGGAGAGUCGGUGCGAUGGGCAACUGGGGAACUCCGGCGCACUUCUUGCCCCAGGGGGGACAGUAUCGUCUAGCAGUCGUUGCCACCACGCUAGGCUGCUGCCCGGUAACGACGCUCUCCGCGCCACACCCAGCGCCAGACUCUUGGAUCCCCAGGAGGACCAGGGCCGAGCGACGCACACGCAGCACACGCGAACGCCAAACGCUUCCCAGAAAGCUGUGCGCGCCCCUACAACUCCCAUGAUGCUACGCCGGGAACUGCACGGCUCCUCGCAGGAAAUAGGCAGCUCACCCUGCUACCUGUGCACACAUUUUUCUUCAAUGUAUAGUUCCUCGGCGCGCCUCUGGCCUUUUCCCGGAGCUCUUCAAUCCCAGAAGCUACAACACAACGGCUGAAUCGCCAGGACCCCCCUGGGAGGCGUGGCUUCAGGACCGGAAGAAGCUCCUGUUGUCAAGGGAACGGUGCCUGCCAAGGCGCCUGCUCAGCGACUGAUGCACAGACUGCUGCAGAGGCUGCCGGUUUUCCCAACUUCUAGAGACGGCUUUGCUCAUUACCAGGCAUCCUUCCCAUAUAGGCAUAGAGAAGAAGGCUGAGGGACCCUCGCAUCAGACUUCCAUCCCGGAGACCGAUACGAGUGCGUCCAUUCCUGUUGCCAGCUCCUGCGCCCUCCGGACUAACCUCAAAAACCAGAAAAACUGCCUGCUCUUCUAAAUUCUGUGUCCCAAAAUAUUUCAGUAACAAGUAUCAAGUGAUAAUCCAUGGAAAAGUGCUGGAAAGUCACAAUACAAGCUGGUUUGUAAAUAUUUGAAUCACAUUAUGGGAUUGCUAGACAGACUUUCAGUCUUGCUUGGCCUGAAGAAGAAGGAGGUUCAUGUUUUGUGCCUUGGGCUAGAUAAUAGUGGCAAAACGACGAUCAUUAACAAACUUAAACCUUCAAAUGCUCAAUCUCAAAAUAUCCUUCCAACAAUAGGAUUCAGCAUAGAGAAAUUCAAAUCAUCCAGUUUGUCAUUUACAGUGUUUGACAUGUCAGGUCAAGGAAGAUACAGAAAUCUCUGGGAACACUAUUAUAAAGAAGGCCAAGCUAUUAUUUUUGUCAUUGAUAGUAGUGAUAGAUUAAGAAUGGUUGUGGCCAAAGAAGAACUCGAUACUCUUCUGAAUCAUCCAGAUAUUAAACACCGUCGAAUUCCAAUCUUAUUCUUUGCAAAUAAAAUGGAUCUUAGAGAUGCAGUGACAUCUGUAAAAGUGUCUCAGUUGCUGUGUUUAGAGAACAUCAAAGAUAAACCCUGGCAUAUUUGUGCUAGUGAUGCCAUAAAAGGAGAAGGCUUGCAAGAAGGUGUAGACUGGCUUCAAGAAAACAAUGACAGUAGGCAGGAUAUAGGAAGAGUCAUCUUUGGAGAAUCAGACCAGCCGAAGAGCAAAGAUCUAAAGAUCAGAUCCAGACUGUGAAGACAUGAAAAGGUAAUAGUUGGAAACCUCAGCAAUUUUCAAUUCAAGGAAUCUAUCUAAGGCAAACAGAAUACUUUACAUUUUGUAAAAGAUGUUUCUGCAUCAAAUAUAAUUUUCUGCUUGCAUUUAUGGACUCUGACCUUUUUAAGAACAUAGGACUUCAGGUAUGCUAAUUUGGCCAUUAAUUAUUUAAAAACUAAAUAUUCCCUCAAAAGGGCUCCCUAGAAUUAUCAACUUCUUAGUGAAAGUCUACAUUUGAUUGUAUGUAAAAUGUUUAAAAGUCAAUUAUAAGCCAUCUCAUCCCAUCAUAAUUUGUGUUUAAUGUAUUUUAUUUUUUAAUUGUCUUUUUAAAAAUUUAGUUUAUGACUUUGCAGUAUGAAUUGUGCUUGUGAAAAAGAACUUUAAAUAUUUAUAAGGGACCAUGGGUAAUUAAUAUAUAUUCAAUUUUUACUAUGUGUCACUGUCAAUAAAAUGUAAAAUAUAAUGUACCAACUAGUGUGCUUGUUUAUGCUGAAAAGAAUAAUGCUCUGUUAGUAUGGUAUUUGGUGUCAUACUGUCAAGCAUUUGUAAACCAUCUGAGACUAAGUUAAGCUGAAUUUAUUUAUUCAGUGUAUGUUGAACAUCUCUACACCAACUAGUCAGACAUAGUCCUAGGCAAAGAUGAUAUGAGGUAAAUAAGACAUAUCCUUAUCGUCAGAGAACUUAAAAUUUUAUGAGGGAUAAUUUGAGAACCUUUCCAUGGAUAGUAUCUAAUUUUAUUUCAUUGGCUGAAUGAAAAUAUUGCAUCUUCAGAUUAAGAGGUAUAAAGUAAAUUAAUGUUUGACUGUUCAGUAAUCAUUACUGACAUCUUGUUUUUCCCUUUUAAAUACCUCCAAUUUACCGUAGCACUUUGUUAAAAUAAAUUGUGACUUUUAACUUUUUCAUGAACAUAAACUGCUACAUAAAUGUUCCUUAGAAUUUUAGACAUAUCUCAGGCACACAAAUUAUUAUUUCUCACAAAUUAGAGAACACUUAUAAUUGUGAACUCUAAAUAGAAACCUUCAUUUCAAUCACUGAGCAACAGUAUAUAGAGCAAUAUUGUUGAUCCUGAUAAACAUUACAUAUAAAGAAAAACUGUAAUAUACAAUAUAUGCCAUCUCAAAUAUGCUUAGCUUUGAAAAUGAUAAAAAUAGAAGGCAAAAGUAAGUGAGUAAUAAAGAUGUUAUAGUAACUGCAGUAGUGGUAUAUGUUUCACAGAGAUUUUAAUAAAAGCAUAUAAAGCCACAAUAAAAGUUCUAUAUUCCAGUUUCUCAUAGUCCAGAAAUAGCAGUGAUUUGGCAUUUGGCAAAUUGAAAGUUACGCAGAAAAUUCCAGUGGCUCAGCAUCUUAGCUAGUUUACCAUCUCUCUUGUAAAUUGUUUUAGAGGAUACAAAAUGAAAAUCUCAUUAAUCUAAAGUUGCUGCACAUAUAGGAAGGACAUAAUGAUGGAAACAAUGAAUGUAAUUUUUUAAAAAACUGAUAUGCUACAACUAUUUUAGGAUGGAGAACUGAUUGAGAAUUCAAAUCCUCACUUAUCAUAAGGUAGUAAUAAAAUUAAUGGUAGUUACCACUAUAUGAUCAUUAUAUUAUAAGCAGGUAUUACACAUACAGAAUUUUCAUCAUUUAAUUCUCCCAAUAAGCCUAUGUGGCAGGUUUUGUUGUUUCCAUUUUAUAGAUCAGUAAACUGAGGCCUUAAAAUGUUAUGUAAUUUGCCAAAGUUCAAAGAGCUCGUAAGUCUGGUACUAGGAUUCAGUACCAAGCAGUCUGUUUUAAGACAGAUAAUUCAAGAGUAUGAUAGAUAUUAGAAAUACAGAUAUAUCUGCCAGAAUAACAAUUAAAAUGAUAGAAAAGGCUCUUACUUGGGACAGCAACCAGGACAGGGAUGGUAGAGGGAAGGUCAGAGACUAGAGACUACUCUUUGCUUUUUUUGUUUUCUUUUUUUUCUUUUAAAGCUAUUAACACUACUCAAAUUUUAAACUCUGGAUAUAAAUGACUUCGAUAAAAGUCCUUAAAACUAUUCUGACAUUAAAUUAUUUGGUAUUCCACAAACUACAGUAGCUCAUACCUAUGCAAAUAUUUAGAAGAAGGAGAAGUACCCUUUUUGUUUGUUUUCAUGAUCUCCAAAAUCUAGCUUUUAGUCUAUAAACAUCCAUCCCUACUCCACAUUUUCAUGUAAAGAUUAUGUAGAAGUAAGUUGGGCAACAGUGUAGUCACAGGAUGCCAUAUAAGUGUGAAUAAGCUGAGAUUAUUGCAUUUGUAUUUAGCAUAUUAUACAAUUAAAAUGUAUUUUAUUAAAGCUGAAGCAAGUUUUCUUUCAUGUCUAGACAUCAGUGUGUUACAGAGUUUAAUUCAUUAAGCUCUGUAUUUGAAUAUAACACCUUGUAAAAUGUUUGAAACUUAUUCUCUUGUAUGUUAAAUAUUUAAAUAUUUGUAUAUGGCCCUAUUCAGCCUGUGCUUUAUAAAUCACAGAAGAGCUGGGUUUCAUAUGUUUGUUUUUUAUUUCUAAGCUCUCUGCGAAAAAGUUAAAAAUUGUCUCCUUGUUGUUUAAGAUAUUUUUUCUUUGUAAUUUUUUUAUAUCAUGUUGUGAUUUUCAUAAAUAUGUGCAGUUACUCUUGAUAAUACUUGUCUUAGUCAUUUCAGGUUGCUAUAACAAAGUACCAUAGACUGAGUGGCUAUAAACGACAGAAAUUUAUUUCUUAAAGCUCUGGAGCUGGAAGUCUGAGAUCAGAUUGCCAGCAUGAUUGGGUUCUGGUGAGAGCCGUCUUGGUUGCAGACUGCCGUCUUCUUGUAUCCUCACAUGGCAAAAAGAGGGCAAGAGAACUCUCUAGAGUCUGUUUAAUAGGAGCAUGAAUCCCAUUACAUCUUCACAUGGCUCCUCCCAAAGACCCCACCUCCUAAUAUCAUCAUAUAUCACAUAGGGGGUUAGAAUUUCAACAUAGAAAUUUUGGGAGAACACAAACAUUCAGUCAGUUGCAAUACUUAAGGCAAAUUCAUCUUGCUUAUAACUCUGGUGCAUGUGCAUUAAAAUACUGUUGCAUUGUAA
Messenger RNA from Symphalangus syndactylus (siamang), 5588 nucleotides. RefSeq names its product ARF like GTPase 6 (gene ARL6). Gene Ontology annotation, molecular function: GTPase activity; GTP binding. NCBI's taxonomy places the organism in Eukaryota, Metazoa, Chordata, Mammalia, Primates, Hylobatidae. The record is from RefSeq and is a predicted model, not a curated record.